Molecule: messenger RNA, 7532 nt
Organism: Toxoplasma gondii ME49
Lineage: Eukaryota; Apicomplexa; Conoidasida; Eucoccidiorida; Sarcocystidae
Product: XRN 5'-3' exonuclease N-terminus protein
Exons: 1
Coding region: 969-7238 (2089 amino acids)
Biological process (GO): nuclear-transcribed mRNA catabolic process
Cellular component (GO): nucleus
Molecular function (GO): RNA binding; 5'-3' RNA exonuclease activity
Source: RefSeq, a predicted model, not a curated record
GUUAGCUCCUCUCCGUCACCCUCGCUUCGUCUCUCUUCCUCUUUGUGUCGUUCGAACGGUGAAGAGCCAAUGCGAAGGAGGGAUACAGAACCGUCGAUAACGCGGCGUCGGAGCGCGGCGCCGUGCGGCUCUUCUCGUUCCUUGUUUCGCGGACUUGACUGGUGUGUAGACGAAAAAGGCAAGAGAUGUUUUCUUUCCAGUCACAUUAAACUCUAGACUCUAAACAUCUCUUUGGCGCGCGCCCGCUGGCCCCGACCUCUCAAUGGGCGCUCUCCGCUCUCUUUCCUUCAGUCUUUCUCGCGCUCUCUUUCUAGGUUCCUCUCUCUCUCUCACCCGUUCCCUUCCCCCCUCUUCUGCUCCCUCGCCAGUGCGCUUUCUCAGUCGCUUUUCCUCUCCGUUGGUGUGCCUGCGCGGUCUCUGGAGACUGGAGGCUGCGCGGACUGGUCCGUUAAUCGAAGACGGCUGUGCUGUCGAGCGCCUCUCCGGGACUUCGAGUAAACGCCAUCCACCAUUUCGCAUAGCCGAUAGGCCUUCGCCUCUGCAGACACCUCCGGCGUCGACAAGCGCCCUUUCCAUCUCUCACUUUCGUUUCGGGCCUCCACCUGCUGUGUUGUCGAGUUUUCUUCAUUCCUCUUUCCCCGCGCUUCUGCUUUCCCCUUGCGUUCUUCUCUCCUAGCUGCUUCUUGCGUCGCUCAUGUUUCUCGCUUUCCCCCUCUCUCUGCGCCUGCGGUCUGCCCGCUCCACAUCGCGGCAAACUGCCUUCCCUGCACUGCUCACGAACGACCCAUACGUAGACAGUGUUCUCUCCUGCUUCCACCCGCUUUACGAGCUUUCCGUCGCAGUCUGAUCGCGCCACUCGAUCCCCCUCGCGAAGCCGCGUUUCAACCGCCAACCAGUCCAGUCCCACUGCUGCGUCUGCAGAACGUCGACGUCGGGGGAGAAGGCUCUUUGUGUUUCUCAGUUUUUCCAUGGCGGACGAGGAAGGCCCAAUCCUGCCCUCCACCUGUCCCUCCUCGGUCCGUGUCUCGCGUGAUCUCGACCUUUCGAUCCCGACCUGUCAAGAUGACGGAGUCUCCUCUCUGACGACCGGCACCACACCUCAAGGGCGAACGAGGCGCCGCUGGCUCCUCUCGGCCUCUCUCGACUGCUCCUCCCUCUCCUCUUCUGACUCUUCUUCCUCUUCUGACUCUUCUUCCUCUUCCCGCUGGCCCGCCUCGCCUCCUUCCUUCGCUUCCGUCGUCCGCCCGCGCUUGACCCUGUCGUUUUCCUCGCUUCUCCAGGUUUCCUGGUGCUUCUUUUCGUUUCUCUCUUGCUUCCAUGUGCUGGCUGCUCCGCGACAGCAGUGGGGACGCCCAAGCGACCGAAGCUCCUCUUUCUCUCUUCCAAAUUCGUCUGCGUCUUCCCCCUCUCUCGCCUCUCUCCUGACCGUUCACAGUCCUGCCCGUUCCGCUUGUCUCCCCCACAUCAUCUCUUCUCCUCGUUCCCUGUCGUCUUCUCUCUCUUCUUCUCCCUCCUCCUCUCGGUGCGCGUCUCUCUCUGCUUCUUCGUCGUCUCUUUUCUCCGGGCUCUCCUUGCCUUCGUACACGUACCGCUUUUCUUCCUCUUCAUCAUCUCCUCAAACUUCUUUAUCUUUUCUCUCCUCGCCCAGUUCUUUCUCCUCUUUCGUUUCUUCUUCUCUUUCCUCUUAUUGCUCUGAUCGGCCUGCGUUCGAUUCGCGGCCAGUUUCUUCUUCUUCUUCCGUGGGUGUCUUCUGGCCUCGUGCGCCUGGCUCGACCCUCGCGUCUCCUGCGCAUUCGCUGCGAUCGAAAAACUCUCGCAUCUCUGCCUUCUUUGCCUCUGCAGGCGAUACGUUCGCGGGAGGAAGGCCAGGAGGACGAGACGCGAAACGCUACAGAGAAUGGCGGGGAUCUUGUGCGAGCGUCUGGCUCGCUCUCGGCAGAUGUCCGCCUCGAUCUGUAUCCUUUUUUGUCCAAGCUUCUGCUCUUUCGUCUUCACCUCCACUGUCUGCUUCUUCUCUCUGCUCUUCGUCGCUUCGAGCGUCUCCUGCUCUCGCGUCUUCUCCAGCGUUUCCGGCUCUUGUCUCUCCUUCACGUCUCUCCCGCCUGCGAGGCGGCGCGCGCUCGAGCGCCCUCUUCGGUGUGCCCCACCUCUACAAGUGGCUCUGCCGGCAUUUUCCUUCGCUGAAGCGGACGCUGCACGAAUUCGCGGAUUUGUAUGUCCCGCCGACCCCUGCGUCUUCUGUUUCACAAACUCGAGAGUCAAAGGACGCGCAGAUCGGCGAAACUGAGACGGAGAUCGAAGGCCAGAAGCACCCACCGGCCAAAUGGAGUCCUGGACGUCCUCCCCAGUCUGUCUCGGCUUCUCCUCUCUCUGCAGAGAGAGCGAGAGAUGCUCAGAUGGAACUGAGGGCCGCUGUGGAGAGAGCAGUGCAGACGGCUCCGCGGCUAGUUGGGCGCGAGAGACUGCGAAGGCGCAAAGGCCUCGCACAGGCUCUGGCGCCCCAGCCCGGGGGCAGACGCGCAGCCCACGUGGCGGCGAUGCAAGAGGUUUUGCGACUGAAGGAGAGAGAACUCGUGGCGACCCAUCGAGGAAGGGAAAGACAGGACCCGACCUUGGAGGUCUCGCGAAAAAAAACAGCCGAGAGCAGUCCUGGCGCGCGCGCUUCGGAAGACACUCGCAUGCGUUUACCUGCGUCUUCUGACAGCCAAGCUGCUUCGCCUCGAGGCAGCGCAGAAAAGACUGCUGAGAAACCUCUCCCAGCGCCCCUUGCUUCAGAUCCACGCGUCUUGGCUUCGUCGACGACUGGCGCUGCUGUCUCUCGUGUCUCCGGAGUGUCUCAGGCUCUUCCUCCGACAUUUCCGAGUUCUGCCUCGUCUCCGGCGACUGUUGCUCGUCCAGUGUCUCUGGCUCAGCUGCGCUCGCGCCUGCCUAUCGAUGCGCUGUUCCUAGAUUUCAACGCGAUCAUCCACCUCUGCAGUCACGGACAUCUGCCCUCGACUUUGCCGCCGCCACUCAUGCACUGCCAGCCGCUGCUUUUGCAGCGCGUCUGCGCGUACCUCCACCGCCUCGUCUCGCUCGUGAGGCCCCGAAAGUUGCUCGUCCUCACUCUGGACGGCGUCCCUCCGCUUGCCAAAGUGAAUCAACAGAGAAGCCGCCGCUUCCGCCAAAGCCGCGACGACCGCCUCGCUGUGAGGCUUGAAGACGAAGAAGACGAAGACGAAGGAGACGGAAGGCAAGGGUGCCGCCGCGCUGCACAGACACCCACACUCGAGACAGACGCGACCCUGAAUGCGCAGGAGACGCUGAGGGCCGAGGGCCGAGAAGAAGGCGAUGGAGAGGGGGUGAGAAAACUUUGUGGGGAAGCCAGCAGCGACCUGUUCGCUGCGGUUGCGCCGCCCUACUUGGACACAAACUGCAUCAGUCCAGGGACGACGUUCAUGACCCUUUGCGAACAGACUCUGAAGAAGUUCAUUGUACACAAGCUCAGGACGUCUCCCCUCUGGCGGAAUCUCCAGUGCGUCUGUCUCAAUACGCAUUCUGUGCCAGGCGAAGGCGAACACAAACUUCUUCAUCUCCUUCGAUUCGGCAAGUGGCCUGAGUCAAAGUCCCUCCCGCUCACUCUGCAGGGAGCAGGCCCGCAUGCAGGCGAUUCAAGAUCGUUUUCUCCUUCUUCGCGCGGCUCUGCCCCGUGCGCCCCUGGUGCGGCGUCGCGACGUGGACAGAAGCGAAGUCCCCCAGCAGUUGCCAGUUUGGAGGAGAAGACCGAGAAAGGCGAGAACCCCACGGGCCUCGAAGCGACAGGGCCUGCACACCCGGGAGGACUGCUUCAUCCUCGCCCUGAGCCCCCAGGGCUGCACAUUCUGUUGCCGGACCGCGAGGAAGAAAGCGAAGCGGAAAUGGCAGACUCCAACGGCGCCAGGCCUUCAGUCGCUUCGCCUGCGCCCUCAGUGGUCUCGCUGCAGUCCAACGCCCCUGCAGGCCUCCUGCCGCGUCUGCCUCUCAACAAGGCCCCGGCGGGUGCGCUGCCCCUUUCGCGCCUCGAGCAGAGACAGCGGGAAGCGCAUCCGGUGUUUUUGUCUUCGUUCUUGCAUGCAAAGUUCUCAAAACGUCGGCCCGCUGAGUCUGGAGGCCCGGGAGAGGCCGAGACACAGACACCUGAGCAGUCGUCUGCGCCGCCGCUUUCGUCGCCUUCGAGCUCGAGCGACGGCGACCUGCCUCCCUCGGCUUCUGCCGAAGAGGCGGAGGGUUUCGACGGAGCCCAGGUCGCUCUGCCGGGGCGCAUCUGUCUGUAUGGGAUGGACGCCGACUUGUUGAUGCUUGCGCUGUCUGUACACCGGCCAAACCUGCUGAUUCUGCGGGAGCGGCAGGCGAGCUUAGAGCGGACGCGCGCCCAGACGCAUGCAGAGGCCGUCGCGAAGGCGCGCGUGAAUCCGCACCGCGCGGUGGCGCUCUUCAGCGACCAGGGCUCGCUGGCGCCGCGUGGAGCCCAACGCGCCCGACGAGGCCAGCGGGCGCCCCGGCGAGGCCCCGAGCGCGAGGAGACAGAGGCUCCAGAUCCUCAGGCGGCGCUCCUGGUACCCAAACGCCACGAUUUUUUGCAGUACACCCCGCGCGACUUCGAAGUCGUUGACGUCGAUGUAAUGCGCAGCGAACUAUUGUCGGGCCUUCGGCGCGGCAUUGCAGAUGCAGACGGCUUCUCUUCGCCGUUUUCGGAGACACCAGGACCGUUUCCACCGGGGCGCGGGGAGAAGCCAGAGAGCUCGAAGGGGGCGCAGGCAGUCGAGCCCAAGGCACCGGGAGUUGUCAGUUUUUCUCAAGGCGAAGGCCGCCGAGGGUUUGCGGAUCCGCGCUUGCUGGACCCGGAGCGGCUGAUCGAUGACUUUGUCUUUCUCUCCUUCUUCGUCGGAAACGACUUCUUGCCUGGGCUGCCCCACCUGGACAUCUUCCAGGGUGGCUUGGCGACGCUCGUCCGUUCAUAUACGGCGGCACUGCCUGCGCUCGGCGGAUACCUGACUCUGAAGACGAAAAUCAACCUCGAGCGGCUCCGGCGACUCUUCCAGAUUCUCGCGCUUUACGAAGGCCCCCACUUCCAGAGACACCUCGACCCGGGGCUUCUCCGGAGCAUCUCGCGGGCGCAAGCAGGCCUUUCAGGUCACGGCGCGGACGGCACGAGACACGACGACCUGGUGGAAGAGGCGAAGCGCAGAAUCAGUCCGCUUCUGAGCCGCGUGUCUAGACAGCCAGCGCAAGAAGUCGACUGCUCUGAUCCCCACGCCGUACUCUACUACACCUCGAAGUUUCCUCUUGCGACGCUUCUGGGGCGAGGAGACAGUCGAGCGAAGAGCGGGGCGUCUCCUGCAUGCCCGACGUCUCCUUCUGCAGCUCCGUUGGUGCCGAGCCUCGCGCGGGGUCCGUGGGCAGUGCCCUUUGCGAACUUUCGCGCGCAGCUCGCGCUCGACUAUGUGACGGGACUGUUUUUUCUCCUGAGGUAUUACCAUACGUCGAAGCCUUGCUGGUCGUGGUUCUUCCCGCAUGAAUUCGCGCCGCUCUGCUCCGACCUCGCGCGCCUGGACCCGCAAGCGCUCGCGCGAGCUGUCGCCCUCCCCAGCCUCCGGGAAGACUUCAUGUUCUCGCCGUACGCCCAACUGCUCGCCGUGCUCCCGGCCUCCAGCGCCGCUCUUUUGCCUCGGAUCUACAGACACCUGCCGCAGACACGCGAUGUCGCCGACAUGUUUCCAGAUACGUUCCCCGUAGACAGCCACCCUUUCCACGCGCUUCGUUUCGACUUCAAAAACAUCCUCGAAGGCAAGCAGGGCCGGAGAGCUGGAACCACACACGCUUCGGCAGCGGGACGCAACGAAGCUUCUUCUCUUUUCUUUGAACUGCAGGUUCCUCCUGCUCUGAGGGAUUCUGAGCUCCGUGGAAAUCAGACCUCUUCGUCUCCGUCGCCCCCUUCCACUUCUUCCCCUUCUUCUCCGGCUUCGCCUUCUGUUUCGGGGCAGUGUAUGGACAGCCGAGAGCGAGAAGCCGUGGCGCUUGCCCUUGACGCGCAUGCAGAUCCUCGCUUUCUCGCGUCCACGCUUUCGGCUGCGUCUGCCGCCUCUCUGCCCUCAUGGCUCCAUCGACCGAUUCUGCCUCCCCUCGACAUUCCUCGGCUGCUGGAGGCCGCGCGCGCGGCAGGCAAAGAGGCGCGGGAGGAGAGGACUGAAGACGGCGCAGGUGGACAGACAGCGGAGAAAGGCCGAAAAGCGGAGACGGAAACGAACUCGGGAGUCGACUCUCGUGGUCGCGCUCCCGAGACACAAAUCAUCUUCUCCCUGUGCAAAGAGCACGGACAAGUUAUCGCUGAGAAGCGAAACGAACGCGCAAAAGAGUCAAAGCAGAAGCCAGCACAGAGAGAACUUGCAGAGGAAAGGGAACAACCCGAGAGAGACCAAGAGAGAGAACAGGCGCAGGAAAGGGCAGCAAGACGGCAGGGGAGAGAAGAGCAGUGCGAAUCUGGGGAAGGCGAAGCGGACGACGACGAUGUGCAUGCAGAGAAGGCAGCAAAGUCGAAGUUCGAAGAAGACCCCUUGAGAACUCUUUGGACUCUCCAGGAUGUGCUGCGAAACCGCGUCGGUAAGCCAGUCAUGUUCUCGCCGCCGUCGACGAGUGUCUUCUCAGGAGAGAAGCGGCGCGGGAGAUCAACUGGGGGCGGGUCGCGGGGGAAGCGCGUGUCUGAAAGCAACGCAGGCAAGGUCCCGGGGAAGAGCGAAAAAGGCGCAGAGAGGGGAAGCCGCUCGACAGGUUUCUUCGGACGAGAGCGACGAGGCGUGAACAGGAGAGCUGAGCCGAAGAAGGUGUCAACGCGCAAGACAGAAGGCGAGAAGGAACGAGCUGGAGACUCCGUCGACGGAGACAGAAGGGCCAAAACCGGACAGGGUCGGACGACACAGACGACUGGGGCGCAGAAAGACAAGAAUCUGAGGGAGCCGCGAUGCGAGGAAGUCUUUUCAGAGAGGUCAAAAGGAAGCGAAGGCGAAGGAAAAGGAGAGUGUGAGAAAGCCAGCGGGUCUCGCGGUCAGCGGAAGGAGCUGGAACGGAGCGGGCGGCGUCGAAGCCCGAAAAGAAAAGCCCCAAAGAUCGACGAGAAAAGAAAAGCCCCAAAGAGCGGCGAGAAAAGAAAAGCCCCAAAGAGCGACGAGGAAAGCAGGGGAAAAGUGGCGUUUUCAGGGGGCAAGGGGCAGGAAAGUCAGUGAGGAAAAAGGGAGAGGAAACGACACUUACAACAGACAUAUCUUUACAUGUAAAACGGCAUCUGCGCAUGUCUCCACUCGUGUAGGGAGUCUUAUAAGAGCGUAUAGGUGUGAGCAUAUCACCGAUUAUGCAACGCAUUUCCAUCCCACAUACACCAACGUUUCUGUCUCCGUGGGCGAUUGCCUGGGAAGGACGAGUAAAUAAAUGUACACCUGGUACAGCUGCAGGAACUCCGCACUUGAGUCUUGCCUUUUCUCCUUUCUGAAUCACGCAGAGAAUAGAGGCCUGUUCACGGC